Molecule: messenger RNA, 979 nt
Organism: Ostrinia furnacalis (Asian corn borer)
Lineage: Eukaryota; Metazoa; Arthropoda; Insecta; Lepidoptera; Crambidae
Product: dedicator of cytokinesis protein 5-like
Exons: 7
Coding region: 236-979 (247 amino acids)
Biological process (GO): small GTPase-mediated signal transduction
Cellular component (GO): cytoplasm; plasma membrane
Molecular function (GO): guanyl-nucleotide exchange factor activity; small GTPase binding
Source: RefSeq, a predicted model, not a curated record
CAACGGCGCGCCCGACCAGCUCAAGCGCUUCUACGGCACCAACGACGUCGACACCUUCCUGUGCGACCGGCCGCUCCACAAGCCGCCCAUAGACAAGGACAACGAGUUCAAGAGUCUCUGGAUUGAACGAACUACGUUAGUCACAGAAAAUACUCUGCCUGGCAUACUGCGUUGGUCAGAAGUGGUGUCGAGGUCCGUUGAAGAGAUUCCGCCAGUCGAAUUCGCAUGCGAGACAAUGGAAGCAACCGAGCGCGAACUACGCAGUCUAAUUUCCCAGUACACUGCAGACCCCACUCGCAACAUAAAUCCAUUCUCUAUGCGGUUGCAAGGCACCAUCGAUGCGAACGUCCAAGGCGGAAUAACCAAAUAUGAGCAGGCUUUCCUUACUGGAGAGUUCAGUAGGAACGCCACGCCGAGAGAGGCUGCGGCCGCUGCUAAGUUACGGAGGCUUGUGGCGUCUCAGUUGGCAGUUGUGGACGCCUGCCUGACAUUGCAUGGCAGACUGGCGCCGGAGGAAGUUAAACCACUGCAUAGGCGAUUGGUGGAAAGGUUCAACCAACUACGGCAAAACCUGGGGCCAGGGUUGGCUCGUGCACGUAGACAACUCUCUGAAAGCAUCGUAAAUACUCCAUUACCACCUGUACCUAAUCUGGAUAAACGAUCUCAAAGUAUACAACAGAGUGACAACUAUUAUGAAGAUGGACAUCUUUACAACAAACCUAUAUACUCACUAGAAGACUCGUCGGAGCCGAGCGUGAUGUCUCACAGCGUGGGCGGCGACAACCGCGACUGUUCGAUGGUGGAAGAUGCCGCCAUGGUGAAGUCCGCGCCGCCUCUGCCCACCAGGCCCAAGUCGGGCGACCCAAGGAGCCCUACCAGACCUCCUUUGGAGAAUUAUCGGAAAAUACUUUGCGUAUACCCGCCGCCUCGGGGGAAGCGACGGGUUAUGUGGGACUCCCUUGUCGGGUGGCAGCAAUAG